AUACUUCCAUAGUCCAGUUGAAAAUUCCUGACAUCGCAUACUCUGGUCAUGACGUCUACCUGCUGGACCUGUCGACUGCGUAGGAAAAAGUGCGACAGAGUGCGGCCUGUCUGCACGACCUGUUCACGGUUGCGUAUUGACUGCGAUUAUAGCAGGGUCAAGCCAGAAUGGAUGGACGGGUCCGAGAAACAAGCUGAUAGGGCCAGGGCCAUUCAAGCCCAGAUAAGACAAGGUGCUUCAUAUGUUGAUGACAAGGCUUUUGCCGUUCAGCUUCAACAUCGAACCCAAAACCCUCGCCUCCGAACGAAACAGAUGAUUUUUUGUCCUCUUUGUAUCUUGACACGGUCUUUCCAUGUCUGUUUCCAUGCUACCAACCCCAAACAUUGGAGGGCGGCCGUAACGAAUCAGGCCGUGUUCCACGCUGCCAUCAGUCUCAGCGCCUAUUAUUUCACACUGGUGCUUGCCCGGGACGCGACCCAUACUCUCCGCACGCCUUGUGAGCAGCACGUGUGGGAUACUUGGAAUGGCCAUAUGGACAUGUCCAUGCGACUCAUCAGAGAAGACUUGAGCGAGACGAAUGCUAGCCGCAGACAGACAGAUGUCGUUCACGGCACUCGUGUUUUGGACGGCAUCGUUCACCUCCUUAUCUUUGAAGCAUCUAUGGCCACAUCCGAAGAUUGGAAUAUACAUCUUACUGCCGCAUUGAGCCAGUUGGAGGACAUAUUCCGCGUGCACGGCUUUAUGGAUGGCAGAUACCACCUACAAUCUAUUCUAGUCAGCAUGGAACGACCAUCAAUUUUUAAAGGUGUUCACCUCGGCUUCCGCGUAUGGAACGCCGACCAAACUUCGUUUUUGUUUUCUACAGCUGUUCUUAUAUAUACGGAUAUUGUUGCGAGCGUCUUACUCAGACGAGUUCCUAAAUUACGACACUGUCACAAUGCUUUAAUCGCGGAUAGUAGUGUUUCUACUACCCAGACUGAUCAGCUUCUGCACCUGGAGAAUUACUUUGGGUGCUAUGGCUGGGCAUUCAUUUUGAUUGGAGAGAUUGCUGCACUAGAUGCAUGGAAGUUAGCUAAUAUGGCAGACGGUAGGAUCUAUCCGGAAGAGCUUACAGUUCAGGGGAGACAGAUGGAAGCCAAAUUGUACUGCGGCUUAGAGAACAUUCAAUCGAAGCCUUUAUCACACGAACCAGCAAGAAAUACGAACCGGUCUGAACAGCAUAUCCUGAUUACAAAAUUAUGGCUACAUGCAGGUCUAAUAUACCUAUCGACCGUUAUCUCCGGAGGGCAAAUAACAGACCCUCCCAUCCGUGCUAAUGUCCACACGGCAUUAAAUCUGAUAAAAACCCUCACAUCCAACUACAAUAUUCGCUGCCCGAUGUGGCCCCUCUGUGUUGUCGGCAGUAUGGCUCAGGAUGAUGAGAUUCCAGAAUUGAGACGAAUCAUGUCGGAAUUACCGCCUCUUCGAUCCUUCGGCGCGAACAAAGAGGUUGUGAAGAUUAUUGAGACUGCCUGGGAUCGUCGUGGUCAACCUGGAAAGAAUUCAUGGAAUUUAGCAACCCAUUUCCAAAAGCAAUUUUCAGUUAAGCCCUUAGUUGUCGGAAAUCCCACGGUCACUAUGGUUGUCGUUGCCGUCGCAGGAGGAUCAGGCAACGUGGGCCGUACCAUUGUCGAAACUCUCAGGGAGAUCGGAAAACACGAAGUCAUUGUUCUUGGACGGAAGGCAAUUUCAAACACAGCAAACGUCAAGUUUAUUGUCGUAGACUAUGGUGAUGUGGAAACGAUAACAACAGCCCUGAUACAGCACAACGUACAUACAGUCAUAUGUACAAUUUCAGUUGCAGAUGAGAUCUCAUCAAAAUCGCAAAUUAAUCUCAUCAAAGCAGCGGGGCAGUCAUCAUCGGUGAAACGGUUCAUCGCUUCGGGCUGGGGUGCUCUCCCCAAUAAAAAAUCGCCAGUUUAUGCCUUCCAGGAAACAGCAAAUAAUGAGCUCCGGAAGACUAAGCUAGAAUGGACAAGAUUCUCAAAUGGGUUCUUCCUCGACUAUUACGGCUCUCCCAAUGUCAAAACACACCUUCCUACCAUCACUUUCGCGGUCGACAUUGCUAGCAGAGAAGCAGCCAUACCAGGAACAGGAAACGAGCCUAUCGCUCUAACCUAUUCAUCCGAUGUUGCUAAGUUCGCGUCGGCAUUCUUGAGCCUGCCUAAGUGGGAAGAAAUAACGUACUGUUAUGGAGAGAAGACGACUUGGAAUGAGUUCAUCAAAGCGGCCGAAGAUAUUACUGGAUCCCGUUUUAGAGUUACCUACGACCCAGUCGAAAAACUUGCUAAAGGUGAAUUCACUGAACUCCCUCCGCAUGCAAAGGAACUUGCCGCUUCACCAUUCCCGGAGGAGAUUGCUAGAGCCCUUCUCUCGAUUCUUGGUCUCUGGGCAGCUGAGGGGUACUUCAACAUUCCGGUGGAGCAAUCGUUGAACCAGAAGUUUCCAAAUAUCAAGCCCAUGACGGUCCGCGAGAUGCUAUUACUGGGACAGGGUCUUAAUUGA
Talaromyces stipitatus ATCC 10500 is the source of this 2544-nucleotide messenger RNA. RefSeq lists its product as uncharacterized. The coding region runs from base 49 to 2544 and encodes 831 amino acids. Lineage: Eukaryota; Fungi; Ascomycota; Eurotiomycetes; Eurotiales; Trichocomaceae. The transcript has 7 exons. Gene Ontology annotation, molecular function: zinc ion binding; DNA-binding transcription factor activity, RNA polymerase II-specific. Gene Ontology annotation, biological process: regulation of DNA-templated transcription. The record is from RefSeq and is a predicted model, not a curated record.